AUGCGUUCUAUUCUUGUUGCUCUGGCCGUGGGCAAUGGCACUGGACCCGAAUUGCUGGCCGUCUUCGAGAAAGUCAUCCUAGCACUGGCAGCCCCGUACGACUUGGAAAUCAAAUUCAUCAAGUCCUCUCGAACCUAUCAUUCCUACUCCUCGCUCCUAGCCAUCAAUGAUACGGAUGUGGUGACUGAGGAAACCCUCACCGAUGCAGAUCAUUAUGAAGGCUUCUGUCGCGAAGUAUCCAGCCUUGGGGCAUGUGCAGUGUUUCGAACGUCCAUCAGCGCACAAGCGCUUUAUAUGGUUCGAGACCGGCUGCAAGCUGUCAAAGUUGAGCAUUUCGAAUUGAAUCCUUCGACGUCAAUCCUCCUGAUGCGGGAUGAGGCGCAGGGAUGCUACUCCGGACUGAACAAAUUCGACUCAACCCGGGAGACGGUGACACGAUCAACGUACUUUAGCAAAGGAGUCUUCGAACAGCUCCUCGCCUUCUCCCUUGCCCGUGCGCAUGAAGUUUGGGGGCCCGAAGUCGACAUCAACACGGUUACGCUAGUGUACAAGUUUCACCUGUUCGACGGCCUGUUUUACUCCUGGGCCCAAGAAUGGGAGGGAUCCUUCGGAGUUGGCAUCCACUUCGUACAGGGAGACACGAUGAACCGCAACCUACUGGCCUUCGGCAUGCAGGGUCGCCAGCUGAUGAUUUGCGCCAAUGAAUACGCAGACAUUAUGCAAACCAUCCUGCUGGAUCGGUUUGGGUUUGGGGCUCAGGAGUCUGCUUGCGCCGAGAACGUCUAUCUCUCCCCCACUGUGAACAAUGGCCUAAGCGAGUACCAAACGGCGCAUGGAUCGGCCGACGACCUUACCGGAAAGGGUGUGGUGAAUCCUUCGGCCACCAUUCGCGCGGCCGCAACAUUGUUGGAGAGACAAGGGGGAUGCAGUGGGGUCCAACGCCAAAUGGAUACCACUCUGGAUGAGCUGCACGCGAAGCACAUCCGGACCCCGGACCAGGGCGGCACGACCAACACAGAAACCUUCGUUGACGCCGUCUUGCAAACGAUCGUUCCCAAUCUCCCCGUGGGUGUUGGUGCGAGUGAGCCACUCGGGGUCGAGGGUCUUCUAGCGUCCCCGCCCAGCGGUAGCAAGUCAUGUCUAGUGGUGAUGGAUUUCCAAAACGACUUUAUGACUGACUACAAGUCGCCGCGGAUGAUGGCGCGAAUCAAGGAAAACAUGCCGCGGGUCGUAGACUGGGCCCGCCGCGAGGGAAUGCAGAUCGCGUGGGUCCGAUUCCUAGGCGAUGAAAAGUAUCAACCGCAAACGUGGCGACGUCGCAACCAACUCCAGGGUCGCCGGGCCUGGUGUCUGGAAGGCAGUCGGGGGGCGGAAAUUGCCAGUUGCGUGCAGGUGGAGGCAUAUGAUCGCAUCUUCGACAAGAAGGCCUAUUUCGACCCGUUCCUGGCGCCGGACUUUGAACGUUUCGCCUCCAGAUUCGAGCAUUUUGUCGUGGUGGGCCUUUUUGUGGAUAUCUGUGUGGACGCUGCGGUCCGAGGCGCGUUCCAGCGCGGGUUGUGGACCACCGUCGUCCGUGAGUGUACGGCGGGCUUACAUCUGCCCGAAGAGCAAAGCUUUGCUUAUCUGCAGGCUGUCUACGGCUGUGAUGUGGUGGGGAUUGAUCAUUUACUGUCUAAUCCAGUGGCCAGUCUGUAA
Penicillium canescens is the source of this 1695-nucleotide messenger RNA. RefSeq names its product isochorismatase family hydrolase. Lineage: Eukaryota; Fungi; Ascomycota; Eurotiomycetes; Eurotiales; Aspergillaceae. The record is from RefSeq and is a predicted model, not a curated record. The transcript has a single exon. The coding region runs from base 1 to 1695 and encodes 564 amino acids.